UCAUUCUUUGACAACAUCUUUGCAAUCAGGGCAUUACACUGACUCAUCGCUCUUGUCGGAGGAAGAAGUGUGUGAGCCUCUUGUUGAUAUGAACAGCGGUGUAUCUCUAAUUCCCGUAGUUUGCCCCGAUGACGAUAAAGGAGUUAGGGUCUAGCUAUGUCAGAUGAAAAUGAGCGAUUUACUGUUGCACCUGAGACGUCGCGACAUUUAGUUCAUUCAAUAAAUGAUUCGCCCGUUUCAAGUAUUUACACUGAUGAAGACGUCGAGAAUGAUGCAAGUUUAGCAAUUGGAGCAACUGUUGCAGCGAUAUGUGCCACACGUGAUGGUAGCAUAGAAAUUAAUGAUUACUCAGGAUCGUCAUUGGUCAGAACCAUGGGUGAUGGUUGUAUGAAUCCAUCAGAGGAAUAUCCAUCAGGCAAAGAAAUGACUUCAGAGGAAUUAAAACAGGCGAUUGUAUCGAUGAUGUUAAGAAAAGAUGAAGUUGAAGAACGUAACAGAUCGUUACAACAACAUUUGGAAAAAGAGAUGAUGAAGUCAGCUUCCCUUCGUCUUCAAUUAGAAGAUUUAAAAAGAGAUAUGUCGUCGAAAAAUGAAGAAAAUUGCGUCGCUCUUAACGGCUUAAAAAGUGAAAAUGAUUUGCUCAAACACCAACUAAAGAAAUACGUGGGUGCUGUUCAAUCGUUGAAAAGAAAUGACAUUAUGGAAGAAGCUCCAGAAAAUGAAAGACUUUCUUCUAUCAUUCUUUCUCCGGAAUCUGACGUCGACGAAGUGAGAAAGGAAGAAAACAAAGAUUUUGAGCGGAAGUUGAUCCAAGUCGCUGAUAUGCAUGGCGAACUUAUUGAACUCAAUGAAAGACUACAAAAAAUGUUGAAUGUUCGUGAAUGUCAGCUAAGAAUAGUAAAAGAAGAGCUUGUCAAUCUUAGAGGACCGCUUCCUCAGGACAAUAAUCAUGAGGAAUGUGUAUAUUUGACGGAGUUUGGUCCAAAUUUCAUGUCUGUCAAUACUCGUCCUUUAAUUAACAUUUGGAUUCCAUCUGUUUUUGUACAAGGAAAGUCUCCAAACAUUCACCAUUCUUAUCAGGUUUAUAUCCGUAUCAAAGACAAUGAAUGGAAUGUUUACAAAAGAUACUCGGAUUUUUAUGCCCUACAUAAGAAGGUUUUUAAUAAACAUCAACAAGCAAGCAGUUUAAACCUGUUGCACAAUUCACGUUUCCGAAGAAAAUUAUUGGAAAUCGUGACGUCAAUUUUGUGGAAACACGUCGAAACAAUUGGAAAAUUACUUGAGAAAAUUGAUCAAUUAUAG
Messenger RNA from Xenia sp. Carnegie-2017, 1302 nucleotides. Its product is annotated as sorting nexin-29-like. NCBI's taxonomy places the organism in Eukaryota, Metazoa, Cnidaria, Anthozoa, Malacalcyonacea, Xeniidae. The record is from RefSeq and is a predicted model, not a curated record. Gene Ontology annotation, molecular function: phosphatidylinositol binding. Bases 157 to 1302 code for a protein of 381 amino acids. The transcript has 12 exons.